AUGUCCCAGAAGGAGCGCGAACAGCUGCAGGCCGAGCUGUCCAUCCUCAAGGAACUCCGACACCCAAACAUUGUCGCCUACUUCGAGCGCGACCACAUCAAGGCCUCGCAGGACCUCCACCUCUACAUGGAAUACUGUGGAAACGGCGACCUCGGACGCGUCAUCCGCGACCUCAAGAACAAGAACCAAAUGUGCGAGGAGGAGUUUAUCUGGAGCAUCUUCAGCCAGAUUGUGAGCGCCCUGUACCGAUGCCACUACGGUGAAGACCCGCCCGCGGCUGGCCGCAACGUCAUGGGCCUGGUCGGCAACGCGAAGCCUGUCCGUGAUCCACGCAAGCCCAUGAUCCUUCAUCGGGAUCUGAAGCCCGAGAACAUUUUCCUUGGCGACGACAACUCAGUCAAGCUCGGUGACUUUGGUCUCUCCAAGAUUCUCCAGUCGCACGACUUUGCAUCUACCUAUGUCGGCACCCCGUUUUACAUGUCCCCCGAGAUCUGCAAGGCCGAGCAGUAUGGACCGCACUCCGACAUCUGGGCCCUGGGAUGCAUCAUAUACGAGAUGUGCACAAAGUCUCCUCCUUUCAAUGCCAAAACCCACUUUGAGCUCAUUUCCAAGAUCAAGCUGGGACGCUACCCCGACAUACCUGCUUGCUACUCGGCCGAACUACGAAAAGUCAUUGCCAGCUGCCUCAACACAACUCCCGAUCAGCGCCCCGACACUGCCGCACUUUUGAACUUGCCCAUUGUCAAGCUGAUGCGCAAAGAGCAGGAGGUGGUCAAGCUUGGCCAGGACCUUCGGGAACAGAGACUGCUCACUGCAAAGCGUGAGAAGGAAGCAAGCGAGGCGAUUUCCCGGAUACGCAAGGAGCUCGACGACCAGCUGCGCCGAGAAUGGGAGGUCAAGGCUCAGCUCGAGAUUGAGCGGCAGGUAAAGCUGCAGACCGAGCAGCGCAUCCAAAAGGAACUUGCCCAUCUCCAGGCGACAUUCGAGGGCGAGGUGAACAGGCGUGUGGAACGCGCUCUGAAGAUGUACCCAGCCCGCCUCAGCACCUCUCCAAAGCUUGUUGCCCGAUCGAGCACGCCCACGACAUCGGCAACAGAGCCAUCUGCGGCCUUGUUCCCAGUCACGGCGUCGGCUGCGUCUUCGACUGGUUCGCAAAAUACACUCAACACCGACUCCGACUUUGCCAGCGGAACAGACAUCUCGUCACUUUCGCUCGAUGACACUACCGAAGAUGCUGCUGUUGCACCCAAGCCAAAGGCGAAGCGCCCGUCUCGCGGUCCUCUCAUGCGUGCCCGCACCAUGUUCAACCAGCACUCAUCCACACAAGCCCCCAAUUCCCCCAUGGACGUUCAGAUGGCCGAGCCUUCACCUGCCCCGACAUCCCUCAAAGGUCUUUCUCUUUCUCCUCGUCGCAACGCGCAGCCUAAGCAGAACAUUUUUGCUGCGGCCAAGGAGGGUGCCAAGAAGUGGGAGGCUGAUGUUCCCCCAUCGCCAACAGAGGCAGAGUGGAAUGGUGACUUUGACGACGACGACGAUCUUCCUGUGUUACCAUCUCCCACACGAGCUCGAAGCUCUUCGGGCAGUCGUCCUCUGAACGACGACCCCUUCAAAGUACUUGCUAAUGCUCAAGCUCCGCUUCUCAAGGCGAAUGCGCGUCUCGGAAGUGCACCAAAUCUUCUUGGUCCCAGGACCACCAAGCCGCGACCUGUGUCUGCAGUUCCCAUUGUCGCAGCAUCUCCCUCACGGCAAAAGGCCAAAUCAACCGACAGUGCGACGUCGUCACCACGCAAGGCGGGCGCUACCACCAAGGCAGUGCCAUUUGCUGGCCUCCCAUCAAAGAAGGGUAACGAGGCGUUCCGUGUCCAAGCCAUGCGCAACAACGGCGGUGUCCAGGGCCGUACACUGGUUGAACUUCAGCAAGCACGCGGCAUUCCCGUCCAGACUAUGAGUGAGGAUGAGGGUGCAGCAAAGAAGGGUUUUGGUUACGGUGGACGGAGAAGCCCGGUGAAACAACGAGCCGGCGGCAUCAGCCCACCUGCAGUCUGGGAUCCCGAGACCGAACCCGAGAUGCCGUCACCCUUCAUCGUCCGCAGCAAACGCAUGGUCCGAUAG
Molecule: messenger RNA, 2112 nt
Organism: Exserohilum turcica Et28A
Lineage: Eukaryota; Fungi; Ascomycota; Dothideomycetes; Pleosporales; Pleosporaceae
Exons: 2
Coding region: 1-2112 (703 amino acids)
Biological process (GO): protein phosphorylation; chromosome segregation
Cellular component (GO): centrosome; nucleus; cytoplasm
Molecular function (GO): protein kinase activity; ATP binding
Source: RefSeq, a predicted model, not a curated record